UGGUUUGGCGCCGAUCUGGACGGCAGCUGAAGGAACUGGGCCCCCGCUGUCAUGUCUUUUCUGCUGCGCGGGGUUCGCCCCCUGGGCGCCCGGGGUUUCAGUCUCCGAUCCGGCCCGCGUUGCUCCAGGAUGUUCGGUUCGGGCUCCUUGGAAUCCCCGCCGGGCGGCUCUUCCCGUCGGGGUGAUGGUCGGUGGCAGCGAUCAGCGUUCGCCUGGACUGCGGGAGCCACAGCGGUGCUGGCCGGGCUGGGACUGGUGCGGCGGGCGGAGAUGAAGGAGCAGCCUCGGCGGCAGCAGCAGCAGCAAAUACAACCGGAAAAGCCGUGGGGAAAGGAGGAGGAGGAGGAUCUGGCGAGGCUGUGCGAGAGCUUCAUGGCUCCUCCGGUGAGCGGACUGCGAGAGCUGCGCGACCGGCGGGGAGACAUGCGAAGUCGCAUGGAGCUGCUCAUCAUGGAGGCGCAGAGCCAGGUGUGCAAGGCGCUGGCCCAGGUCGACCGCGGCGCCGCUUUCACCGUGGACCGCUGGGAAAGGAAGGAAGGUGGUGGAGGCAUCAGCUGUGUCCUUCAGGAUGGCGAAAUCUUUGAGAAGGCUGGUGUCAAUGUUUCAGUUGUUUUUGGACAUCUUUCUGAAGAAGCAGCUCAGCAGAUGAGAAGCAGGGGAAAAUCUCUAAAAAGUGGAAAAUUGCCCUUUUGUGCUAUGGGAGUGAGUUCUGUCAUUCAUCCAAAGAAUCCUUACAUUCCCACUAUACACUUCAAUUACAGAUACUUUGAAAUUGAAGAGGAAGAUGGUACUAAACAAUGGUGGUUUGGUGGUGGAACAGACCUUACACCAACUUACUUGAAUGAAGAAGAUGCUAUUCAUUUUCAUAAAACUCUAAAGGACGCCUGUGAUCAGCACAAUCCUGAGCUAUAUCCUAAGUUCAAGAAAUGGUGUGAUGAAUAUUUUUACAUCAAGCACCGUGGAGAACGGCGGGGAAUAGGAGGCAUCUUCUUUGAUGAUUUGGACUCGCCUUCAAAGGAAGAAGCUUUUCAGUUUGUGCAGAGUUGCACCAAAGCUAUUGUGCCUUGUUAUAUUCCCAUUGUGAAGAAACACUCACAGGACAAGUUCUCACCAAAAGAAAAAUUAUGGCAGCAGAUCCGUAGAGGGAGGUAUGUGGAAUUCAAUCUUGUGUAUGAUAGAGGCACAAAGUUUGGCCUUGCAACACCAGGGUCAAGAAUUGAAAGUAUUCUUAUGUCUCUGCCACUUACUGCCAGGUAAGAUCAUAACUGAAAUAGAAAAACAGGUUUGUGGGAUAGUUUAAUGAUAAAAAAACAAAUGGGUUAUAAUUGCAGUAGGCGUAAAGCCAUUCUCUCGAUCUGGCCUUCUGAAGGGCCAUGAAGACCAGAUUCUUCUCCCAAGCAUUGGACUAGGAUGGGGAUUGAAUUAAGUGUCUGUUUGGCUGGGGAGAGGGACACAGUGGCUCAGUAGCUAAGACGCUGAGCUUGUC
Messenger RNA from Thamnophis sirtalis, 1486 nucleotides. Lineage: Eukaryota; Metazoa; Chordata; Lepidosauria; Squamata; Natricidae. The record is from RefSeq and is a predicted model, not a curated record.